Serendipita indica DSM 11827 is the source of this 1200-nucleotide messenger RNA. The record is from the annotation of a GenBank genome assembly. NCBI's taxonomy places the organism in Eukaryota, Fungi, Basidiomycota, Agaricomycetes, Sebacinales, Serendipitaceae.
AUGAUAGACGCGUCGGAAGAUGAAUACGAGGAGGGACUUCUCGAAGAGCUCUCGUCCAGUCCGAUGUUCGAAGGCUUCAGAGAUGAUGCGGACAGCGACGCGUUUCUCGAGUUCAUGGACUCAAAUUCAGAACAAGAACCCUCGGAUAUCCUGGAGUUUGAUCAACAAGUUGACGAAAACGCGUGGCAAGAUGAGGGCGAAGGGCUUGAUGUCCUACCUGAAUACACUCCGACAACGGAUAUCAUAGAUCUCACACAAGAAGACGAGGUUACAGAUCCAGAAGCUCUUGAAUUUGGGUCAGAGCCUGAAGAAGAAUUAGACGAGAAGACUAUACUGCUUCAAAAUAUACAGGAUCUAAUUCUUGCUACUGUCAAGCAAAUUGCAAACUGCGCUGAGGGCAAGCUUGACCGGAUCGUCAUCGAAUUAGCUGUCGACGAUCUAGCAGCAACCUUUGGAGUCGAGAGAAGCGCUUUGUUAGUGCGAGCAUCGAGCAAAGGAAUCUUUUGUGGAUCUGUCCUCUCCAUUCGGCUCGUCAACGGCACAGUUAUACAAGGGAAUGAUGACCAGGUUGGGGCAACUCUUACUCCCGCCGGGGAGGACGUUGAGGAACUUGUCGUUGAAGAAGAUAUAGGGUGGGUUCUAGUUGUGGAGAAAGAGGCCAUUUUCCAAACUCUCUGCCAAGCCGAGUUUACUCGCAUCAAUGCGCUUCGAAAACCGGGGAUCAUCUUGACGGGCAAGGGCUAUCCCGACAUCGCAUCACGACAAUUGCUCCACAAACUCAGCAGCGGACUUCCUGAAACGGUUCCUAUCUUUGCCUUGGUGGAUGCUGAUCCGCAUGGUAUUGAGAUCCUGUCGGUAUAUGCGUUUGGCAGCAUAAGCAUGCGCCAUCAAAACGACGGGUUGACAGCAGAGAGAGUGGUUUGGAUUGGAGUAAUGCUGACCGAACUAGAACGGCGCGGCGUCGCUGCGGGAGACAUGCUCGGGCUCAAUCAACGAGACAGGAAGAAGCUCGAGAGUUUACUCAGACGAGAGGACCGAGUGAUGCCGCAGCUUUGGAAGAACGAGCUCCGAUUCAUGCUCGAACGCGGCCAAAAGGCAGAGAUUGAAGCGGUCUACUCGGGUGGCUUGCAGGAUGGACGGCAGCCUUUGCUGAGCUAUGUCGAAGAAGAGAUGCAGUCAUAUUUUAUCGCUCAGAUGUAA